AUGAAAAGGCUCCCUACAAUAUUAGAGGAAUUUAUUGAUCUCUUCGCCACCAAACUAGAUGAAAUUGGUGUCAGUUGGGGAUUCUUCACAACCCCACAUCACUGGAAUAGCGUUGUUGGCGAUGAUUGGGAUAAGUGGAAAAACAAAACAAUUUGGUUGGCAAAAGCUGGCGUAUAUUGGUUGGAAGAAAGUAACAAACGGAUAUCUCAACCUUUCUUGUACCAGGAAGAUCGAAUAGAAGGUACAGGCACCUGCGGAAUCAACGAUUAUACUAUAAAUUACUCUCAUCCCUUCUAUGCCAAAAAUGAUGACCAUGACCCAGAAAGAUCCAAAGCAUAUCAUAUGCUCCAGUCACUUAUCAAAUCGAAAUCAUUUCCGAUUAACUGAUCAAACCCCUUACAAAUUUGCUCUCUACGUCC
Messenger RNA from Cylicocyclus nassatus, 419 nucleotides. NCBI's taxonomy places the organism in Eukaryota, Metazoa, Nematoda, Chromadorea, Rhabditida, Strongylidae. The record is from the annotation of a GenBank genome assembly.